UGUCUGCUGGUUAGUUUCCCCGGAGGCUCAGUUGGAGCAGUGUCAUACAGGGAACAGAUGGUCAAUGGCUGGUCUGACGCGCUCUAUUGACUUUCUGACUCAGACACUGGGGGCUGGUCCACGCCGUGGUGGUGACACACUGUCCAGUGUUGUAGUCUGGGUGCAUUUAUUGAUUCCUGAGAGAGGUUUUGUACUGACAGAAAAGCCUCACGGUCUGAUCUGAAGCCUGUGGUUUUUAAACUGAGUGCAUGUGUGAGGGGAAAAGCUAGUUACGACGUGUGUUCCUGGCAAGCUGACGAGACAGAUUGAUCGCUCAGACGUGCAACAAAGAUGGCCUCCGUUGCUCCAUUCAGCCGCAGACAGUGGGCGUCCCAGUCGCUCAGGGUCACCGCCAAGGAGAUGUCCAUCGUCUCCACCCGGGGGAAAAACAACGCCAUCGCAGAGCGCUUCUCCAAGUACCAGAUGGCAGCAGAGGAAGGCAACGCAGACAAGAAGAAAACGGUUGCAGAACCUCUGCCAUCCACAGUGCGCAGUGGGAAUCUGAGUGUUUUAAAGAAACGCUGGGAGCAGCAGCAGCAGCGGUCCGGCCACAGAACCCAAUCUCAAACCACACCCUGCAACCCUGCUGACCCUGAGACCCACAUCAGUCAGUCAACAGGCCCCAAACCUGCACCCAACUCACAGCUCGAGCACCAGCCCAACACUCUGAAAGCCACCAACCAGGAGCCGGAGACACAGGUUCACUCUGAGACCAGCUCCAACCGACCUGAGGUUCUGACCGACAUGGAGCCCAGCAGAGAUUCAGAGGGGCAGGAGGGAGCAGCAGCAGCUGAAGUACCUGAGUCGGAGAAGCCCAGCGUUCCCCUCAACAGCCUCAAGAUGAUGUUUGAGAAGGGAGAAAACCCGACCGACAAGGUGUCCAGAGAGCAACCCAGUAGAGGAACCAACGGUAACACUGCCAGCAUGGAUCAGCUACUAGGAGAUGGAAGUCUUGCAGAGUCCACUCCUCUCCGGGACAGGAUGGCCCUCUACCAAGCUGCCAUCUCCAAACAGGAAGUCCCGCCCACCUCAGUCAGUAGUGAUCAGCUGGACACUUUCUGUGGGAAGCAGAAGGAGAACGUUCCUCCGUGCACUCUGGACAUGAGUCCAGAGUCUGAACCAAACGGCAGGAAAAGUUUUACCUCCGAGAGCAACGGCUCGGCUUCUGGCACCCCUGUGUCCUCCAAUCAGAGAGACUCUUCUCAGCCCAAGUCCUCCAAAAGCUUCCGGCUGCCUGUGAGGGAGACCUGUGUGUCCUGUCUGAAGACGGUUUAUCCUCUGGAGAGGCUGGUGGCCAACCAGCACGUCUACCACAGCUCCUGCUUCCGCUGCUCACACUGCAACACCAAACUGAGUUUGGUGAACUACGCCUCCCUUCACAACAACGUCUACUGCAAGCCGCACUUCUGCCAACUCUUCAAGGCCAAAGGAAACUACGACGAGGGCUUCGGCCACCGGCCCCACAAAGAGCUGUGGGAGGGCAAAGGGGACAGCUGCGGUGAGACCUCGCCGCAGUCCAACACUCAGACCAGGCCGAAGAUCCAGAGCCCGGUCUCAGACCUGGACAGCCCCAGCGUGGAGGACUCCCCGCUGGCCAAGGUCAACGUGCUGACCGCCACUAUGGAGGCUCUGGGUCAGGGAUCGGCAGAGAAGUCCGACAGACCCACUGAGACCCGCAGGCUGAAGAUCUCCUGGCCGCCACGAACGGAGCUGGAGGACGGGACCGGCCUCAGUGGCGCCACAACAACCCCAGACGGGGGCUCUGCCAGCAAGCCCGUCCGACCCAAGUGGCCCCCAGAGGAGGACUCCCCUUCCUCGGCCCCCGAACAGGCCAGAGAGACGCCCUGCCUGCGCCGGAGCUCCUCCCUGAAGGAGCGCAGC
Morone saxatilis (striped sea-bass) is the source of this 1920-nucleotide messenger RNA. RefSeq names its product LIM domain and actin binding 1a (gene lima1a). Gene Ontology annotation, molecular function: actin filament binding. Lineage: Eukaryota; Metazoa; Chordata; Actinopteri; Moronidae. Gene Ontology annotation, cellular component: actin cytoskeleton; plasma membrane. The record is from RefSeq and is a predicted model, not a curated record. Gene Ontology annotation, biological process: actin filament bundle assembly.